UGAAUCCCACAAUCCCAAGGCAAUGGACAUCUGAAUCCCAAGCUUCCUUGAAUCCCUGUCCUCAAUCCUGAUAACCCCUCACUCCCCUGAUCAGCUUCUGACCGGGCCAGUGAUUCCGAGGAGGGGAUUCAGCCUUUCCCUGACCUUUGCCAACAUUUACUUGGAGUUUCCUAGAGGAACCACACGAAGCGCGUUUCUGUUUUGGGCAAAUUUCCGUUCGGCUCUCUUCCUUGCGGACAUACAGUUCGGUACCCAGUUAAACGGAGACUAGUUUCGACCAGUUACACAAAAUCCAUGGCAGAGGAGAAAGCUGGCAGUGGCUUUUAUGCUGACAUUGUCGAUGGCGAUGUGUAUAAGUAUUUCGCGCACGGCGAAUGGAAAUCGUCGUCGUCAGGCAGAUCAGUCAACAUCAUAAAUCCAUGCACCCGUACUGUCGUGUAUAGAGUCCAAGGGUGCACGCAGGAUGAGGUGGACGGCGUCUUCGAGAGCGCGACGAUAGCGCAGAAGCGGUGGGCAAAGACGCCGCUGUGGAAGCGCGCCGAGCUGCUGCACAAGGCCGCUCACAUCCUUCGCGAGCACAAGGAACCCAUCGUCGACUGCCUCGUUACAGAAGUCGCCAAGGCUCGCAAGGACUCCAUCACCGAGGUGCUUCGGUCAGCUGACUUCGUGUCCUACUGUGCGGAGGAGGGCGUGCGGCUGCUGGCGGAGGGCAAGUUCCUGGUGGGGGACAGCUUCCCUGGCAACGACCGCACCAAGCUGUGCAUGGCAUCUAAGGUGCCGCUGGGAGUGGUGUUGUGCAUCCCGCCCUUCAAUUACCCCGUCAACCUUGCUGUCUCCAAGAUCGCCCCCGCCCUGAUCGCUGGCAAUGCCGUCGUGCUCAAGCCCCCCACUCAGGGCGCGGUGGCAGGGCUGCACAUGGUGCGGUGCUUCCAGGAGGCGGGGUUCCCCAAGGGGCUCAUCAGCGCCGUCACUGGCAAGGGCUCGGACAUCGGGGACUUCCUCACCAUGCACCCCGCUGUCAACUGCAUCAGCUUCACAGGCGGCGACACGGGCAUUGCCAUCAGCCGCAGGGCGGGCAUGAUUCCACUACAGAUGGAGCUGGGCGGCAAGGAUGCGUGCAUUGUGCUGGAGGACGCUGACCUGGACCUUGCUGCUGCCAACAUCGUCAAAGGAGGCUUCUCGUACAGCGGCCAGCGGUGCACGGCUGUGAAGGUGGUGCUGGUGAUGGAGGAUGUGGCAGACGCGCUGGUGGAGCGGGUGAAUUCCAGGCUGGCGAAGCUCACAGUGGGGCGGCCGGAGGAUGACGCUGACAUCACUCCGGUGGUCAGCGAGUCGAGCGCUAAUUUCAUUGAGGGGCUUGUGCUGGACGCCAGGGAGAAGGGCGCCUUGUUCUGCCAGGAGUUCAAGCGAGAUGGCAAUCUCAUCUGGCCCCUACUCGUGGAUCACGUGCGGCCCGACAUGCGACUGGCGUGGGAGGAGCCCUUCGGCCCCGUCGUGCCAGUCAUCCGCAUCACCACAGUGGAGGAGGGCGUGCACCACUGCAACGCUAGUAACUUCGCACUGCAGGGCUGUGUGUUCACGCGCGACAUCAACAAGGCCAUCAUGAUAUCAGACGCCAUGGAGACAGGCACCGUGCAGAUCAACUCAGCGCCCGCCAGAGGGCCCGAUCACUUCCCCUUCCAGGGCUUCCGCGAGAGUGGCAUCGGAUCCCAGGGGGUUACCAACAGCAUUCUCAUGAUGACCAAAGUGAAAUCAACGGUCAUCAACCUUCCCGCUCCAUCCUACAGCAUGGCCUAGGUUGGCAACAUUCCCAUUACUAUGAGCAUUUUCAUGAUGACCAAAGUGAGAUCAAUGGUCAUCUCAUCAACCUACUCGCACCUUUCCCACGGCACGGCCAUGUACCACUACCUUAUAUAUUUUCAUCCUGACCACCUCCACGCUAUUGAUGGUAUAUGUUACAGUAUGUGUUUUAGAUGCCAAUAUUUGGUGUGUGCACUAGAAAUCGAACAGGUGGGUUCACGUUGUCACCAUAGGUACGCAAGCAUUUACGAAGAGAAGAAUGUAAGGUGAACGAAGGUGUUGGGCUGAGAAAAGCCCUUAGGAUCUUUUGCAGAGACUAAGUCCCAGCUGUAGAGACUUGAGACUUG
Messenger RNA from Closterium sp. NIES-67, 2147 nucleotides. NCBI's taxonomy places the organism in Eukaryota, Viridiplantae, Streptophyta, Zygnematophyceae, Desmidiales, Closteriaceae. The record is from the annotation of a GenBank genome assembly.